Molecule: messenger RNA, 1542 nt
Organism: Lathyrus sativus (Indian pea)
Lineage: Eukaryota; Viridiplantae; Streptophyta; Magnoliopsida; Fabales; Fabaceae
Source: the annotation of a GenBank genome assembly
AUGGAUCCCAAUCCAGGAACCUUCCCGAUUCUCUCUUACGUCAUGUCCCGUCUCCCUUCCCUAACAUCCAAAACCACUGCGACACCCCACGACACCGAGUUAUACGAAAUCGACCUCGAACAGCCAAGUUCAGAAAUCGUCGGCAAAAUGCCAAACCUAGCCGACCCCGAACUAAUCGCAUCCAUGGGCCGGGCCAUCGCCAACGUUCAGCAGGCCCGGUCCGUCCUUAACCUAAUCGGCGAGCGGCCGACUCAUGAGGAAAUCGACCACGCGAAGGCCAAGCUCGCGGAAACUGAAGCCCAGCUAUCCCGCCAGCUGGAAGGAAUCGUACAUCAGCCGAGGCCUCCGGAGAUCGAGAUCCAGGGAUGGCGGGCUCAUCAAGCGGAAAAGGAGAAGCAGUGUAGGGAAGAGGCGGAAAAGGAGAAGCGGAUUUGGAAAUCGCUUAUUCAGCUUGAUGAGAUGCAUGAGGCUUAUGAGAAGCUUCUUAGGGAGUCUGAGAAGCGGUUGGUUAGAAUGUAUGGUUCUGCUGGAGAUGGUGAUGUUGGAGGAGAUAGUGAUGGUGAUGAGGUGAAUGAAGAGGUGGUAGGGAUUCUGCAGGAAGCGGUUGGAAAAGGAAUGGAAAGAAUCGACCUUUCUGGCCGGGCAUUGAAGAUUUUGCCGGAAGCUUUUGGUCGGAUUUCUGGUUUGCUUGUGCUUGACGUUUCUGCUAAUCAGCUUUCGGCAAUUCCUGACUCAAUAGCUGGGUUGCAAAAUCUGGAGGAGCUUAAUCUCUCUGCAAAUCUUUUGGAAUCACUGCCUGAUUCAAUUGGGUUGCUACAAAAGUUGAAAUUGCUCAAUGUUUCUGGAAACAAGCUUAUUGCCCUUCCUGAUUCCAUUUGUCAGUGCAGGUCAUUGGUGGAGCUGGAUGCAAGCUUUAACAAUCUGUCAUACUUGCCAACAAACAUUGGAUAUGAAUUACCGAACUUGAAGAAACUCAUAAUUCAUUUGAACAAAAUCCGAUCUCUUCCCUCGUCCAUUUGUGAGUUGAAGUCGUUACGCUAUUUGGAUGCUCACUUCAAUGAGCUACAUGGGCUUCCAAUAGCAAUUGGGAGACUGACUAAUCUGGAAGUUCUCAACUUGAGCAGUAACUUCACUGAUCUUAAAGAACUUCCAGAGACAUUUGGUGAAUUGACUAAUCUCAGGGAAUUGGAUCUCAGCAAUAAUCAGAUUCACGCACUUCCCGAUACAUUCGGUUACCUUGAUAAUUUGACCAAGCUCAACUUGGAACAGAAUCCUCUUGAACUGCCACCAGCGGAUAUUGUAAAUCAAGGGGUUGAAGCCAUAUUGACUUUUAUGACCAAGAGGUGGAUUGAUAUCUUGCAAGAGGAAGAAAGAAAGAGCAAUCAAGAAAUGCAAGAACAAGUAGAGGGUGGCUGGUUAACACGAAGCACUUCGUGGUUGAAGAAUGUUUCUGGAAAUGUAGCUGACUAUAUCGGAACUGCUGUUGGGUCUCCUAUGUCACCCAAAUCUCCCAAGGAUGCUUAUCUUAAUCAACAGCUAUAA